Messenger RNA from Phialemonium atrogriseum, 3248 nucleotides. RefSeq names its product P-loop containing nucleoside triphosphate hydrolase protein. Bases 302 to 2779 code for a protein of 825 amino acids. Gene Ontology annotation, biological process: autophagosome maturation; mitotic spindle disassembly; retrograde protein transport, ER to cytosol. Gene Ontology annotation, molecular function: polyubiquitin modification-dependent protein binding; ATP hydrolysis activity; ATP binding. Lineage: Eukaryota; Fungi; Ascomycota; Sordariomycetes; Cephalothecales; Cephalothecaceae. The record is from RefSeq and is a predicted model, not a curated record. The transcript has 6 exons. Gene Ontology annotation, cellular component: cytosol; VCP-NPL4-UFD1 AAA ATPase complex; nucleus.
CACGGUCUUAAGGCCAACCAGUCGUCAUCCAGCAGUCGCCUGGCCUGGGUGAGUUCCAAACUCUAAUACGUGACCUUGUGGAAGUACCACAGCUCGUCAACCCAAGGAACUUUCCUCCAACAACCUCCAUCAACCUCAACCUGGUUUUUCACCUGUGCCAUAAAAUCUCCUUCCCCAUUCUUCCUAGAGGGCAGGCGAUCUCUCCCAAUAUCAACCACUUUUCUUUCACCCCAUCUCUUCUCCCACCGAAGGAACAGUAUCAUUUGUUUACCUCUGCCCGAGACCGGCCAACCGAAGCAAGAUGGCUCCCCAACCGGAUCCUGAUCAUGUUGAGCACAAGAAGAAGGUCAACCUGACCGAUGUCUCUGGCUCCGAACGCAAGGAUGAGGAUGACACCGCCACUGCCAUUCUAAAGAAGAAGAAGAAGCCCAACCAGUUGAUGGUUACCGAUGCCGUCAACGAUGACAACUCGAUCAUUGCCCUGUCAAACAACACCAUGGAGACUCUCCAGCUUUUCCGUGGCGACACCGUCUUGGUUCGGGGCAAGAAGAGGAAGGACACUGUCCUGAUUGUGUUGGCGGAUGAUGAUCUCGACGAUGGCAGCGCUCGUCUCAACCGAGUCGUCCGUCACAACCUCCGCGUCAAGCAUGGCGAUAUCAUCACCAUCCACCCAUGCCCGGACAUCAAAUAUGCCAAGCGCAUCGCUGUUCUCCCUAUCGCCGAUACUGUCGAGGGCAUCACCGGCUCCCUCUUUGACGUCUUCCUUGCCCCAUACUUCAGAGAGGCUUACCGGCCCGUCCGGCAAGGUGAUUUGUUCAUUGUGCGUGGUGGUAUGAGACAGGUCGAGUUCAAGGUCGUCGAAGUCGAACCCCCAGAGUACGGCAUCGUCGCUCAGGAUACCGUUAUCCACUGCGAGGGCGAGCCCAUCGAGCGUGACGAGGAGGAGAAUAACCUGAACGAGGUCGGCUACGACGACAUCGGUGGCUGCCGGAAGCAGAUGGCCCAAAUCCGAGAGAUGGUCGAGCUUCCGUUGCGGCAUCCUCAGCUCUUCAAAUCCAUCGGUAUCAAGCCUCCGCGGGGUGUCCUUCUCUACGGUCCUCCGGGUACUGGAAAGACCCUCAUGGCUCGCGCGGUUGCGAACGAGACUGGUGCAUUCUUCUUUCUUAUCAACGGCCCCGAGAUCAUGUCUAAGAUGGCCGGCGAAUCCGAGUCCAAUCUGAGGAAGGCUUUCGAGGAAGCCGAGAAGAAUUCGCCGGCUAUUAUUUUCAUCGACGAGAUCGACUCGAUCGCCCCGAAGCGGGACAAGACCAACGGCGAGGUCGAGCGUCGGGUUGUUUCCCAGCUCCUGACUCUCAUGGACGGCAUGAAGGCUCGGUCCAACGUCGUUGUCAUGGCCGCGACCAACCGACCGAACUCGAUUGAUCCUGCCCUGCGGCGUUUCGGACGCUUCGACCGUGAGGUUGAUAUCGGCAUCCCCGACCCGACCGGUCGUCUUGAGAUCCUUCAGAUCCACACCAAGAAUAUGAAGCUCGGUGACGAUGUCGACCUCGAGCAGAUCGCUUCAGAGACCCACGGCUAUGUCGGCUCCGAUGUUGCCGCGCUCUGCUCUGAGGCUGCCAUGCAGCAGAUUCGUGAGAAGAUGGAUCUGAUUGAUCUUGAUGAGGACACCAUCGAUGCCGAGGUCCUCGACUCCCUUGGCGUCACCAUGGACAAUUUCCGCUUUGCCCUUGGCGUCUCCAACCCGUCUGCCCUUCGCGAGGUUGCCGUUGUCGAGGUCCCCAACGUUCGCUGGGAAGAUAUUGGUGGUCUCGAGACUGUCAAGCAGGAGCUCAGGGAGCAGGUCCAGUACCCCGUCGACCAUCCCGAGAAGUUCCUCAAGUUUGGACUUUCGCCUUCCCGUGGUGUCCUGUUUUACGGUCCUCCUGGUACUGGUAAGACAAUGUUGGCCAAGGCUGUUGCCAACGAGUGCGCAAGCAACUUCAUCUCCGUCAAGGGUCCCGAGCUCCUGUCGAUGUGGUUCGGAGAGUCGGAGAGCAAUAUCCGAGACAUCUUCGACAAAGCCCGUGCCGCGGCCCCUUGCAUCGUCUUCCUCGAUGAGUUGGAUUCCAUCGCGAAAGCCCGUGGCGGAUCCGUCGGUGAUGCCGGUGGUGCUUCGGACCGAGUUGUCAACCAGCUUCUGACCGAAAUGGACGGCAUGACCUCCAAGAAGAAUGUCUUCGUGAUUGGCGCCACCAACAGGCCAGAGCAGCUUGACCCUGCCCUGUGCCGUCCGGGCCGUCUCGACUCGCUUAUCUAUGUGCCUCUUCCCGACGAGCAGGGCCGCCUCGGCAUCCUGAAGGCCCAGCUGCGCAAGACGCCUAUGGCUGGCGACGUCGACCUCACGUACAUCGCCUCCAAGACUCACGGCUUCUCCGGUGCUGAUUUGGGCUUCAUCACCCAGCGUGCUGUGAAGAUCGCCAUCAAGGAGUCCAUCUCUAUCGACAUCCAGCGGACCAAGGAGCGCGAGGCUGCCGGCGAAGAUGUCGACAUGGAAGAUGAGGGCGAGGACCCUGUUCCCGAGCUGACCAAGCGGCACUUCGAGGAGGCCAUGCAAAUGGCCCGUCGGUCCGUCACCGACGUCGAGAUCCGCCGUUACGAGGCCUUUGCCCAGCAGAUGAAGAACGCCGGCCCCGGUGCCUUCUUCAAGUUCCCCGAGGCUGGCGCCGAGGCUAGCGCCAAUGCGGAUGGUUCUGGCAACUCGUUCGGCGAUGCCGGCAACGAUGAUGGCCUCUACGACUAAGCUCAGCAUCUGCUAGGCCUGGGCUCGGACGAGUCCAGUGUAUUUUAGUUCUCAUUUCUCCCUAUCCUGCGUUUCCCGCCGCCUUCAUAAGACGGGUGGAGAUUAGAGCAGAGGCAGUUCUUUAGAAGCUAGAUUUACUACCUGGCUGAAGAUCGAAAGCACAUGUAACACGUCAUGCGAUUCCUUGCGAGGUAGUGCUGCGCUUCUCGCUUAAAGAGGCUGGUUAAGAGGGAAGGGGAGGAAGGAGUCCGGUAGAGGUGGCAUCAAGAGUCCGGAACACCUCGAUUGGCUUUUGAGUCUACAUUGGAACCCAUCGUCUUUAGUACACCGGUUACGAUAGAUUUCGGAAUUUGAUUUCCUUUACAUAAGUGUCCUGUGUCUGAGAAGUGUGAAAUGAAUGUUGCGUUUCGAAACAUAAUAUAGGCCGAGAAUGGUUCAAAGCCUACUAUUCCAAUUGAUAUUUUGUACA